Effrenium voratum is the source of this 1875-nucleotide messenger RNA. NCBI's taxonomy places the organism in Eukaryota, Dinophyceae, Suessiales, Symbiodiniaceae. The record is from the annotation of a GenBank genome assembly.
AUGUUGGACCUGGACCUCAGCGGGCUCGACGGCAAGGAGGUGCGCCUGAGCGUGGAGGAGGACCUUCUAGGCAGCGAGCUCUUGCAGCGGGUGAGGGAACAGCUUCCGCUGAAGCCAGGCGGAGUGCUUCACCUGAGCUUGGGUGACAAGGAGAUAUUGCUGGACCGCACGCUGCAGGAGCAGGGUGUGUCGUCUUCCACUGGCGUCUUCACCUACACGCAUACCAACGUGCUGGACGCGUGGGAAGCUCUUCAGUCAGGACACGUGGAGAACCAGGUGCUCGAUGGAGUCACACAGCUGAUCUGGGAAAAGGAAAGCGUCCAGGCGUUGUUGGAAAAGUUGCCGGUGACCCUGCAGAGUAUGACCUUUGGCGACAACUUUAACCUUCGUCUGCAGGGGGUGUCCUUACCCGGCAGCUUGCAGAUACUCACCUUUGGCGAACAUUUUAACCAAAGUUUGCAGGGCGUGGCGUGGCCCGGCAACUUGCGAAGCCUGAGCUUCGGCCACUGUUUCAACCGCAGCUUGCAAGGGGUGACCUUGCCCGAAGGCUUGCAGAGCCUGGCCUUUGGGGAGCGCUUCAACCAGAGUCUGCAGCGCGUCAGUCUGCCCAGCCGCCUCUUGAGCCUGAAGUUUGGAGAUGAGUUUGACCAAAGUCUGCAGGGCGUCAACCUCCCCGAAGGACUGCAGAGCUUGGCUUUCGGCAGCAGCUUCGACCAGAGCAUGCAGCAAGUGACGCUGCCCAGUGGCUUGCAGAGCCUGGCAUUCGGGGAUGCGUUCAACCAAAGCCUGCAGCACGUUUCGCUGCCGUACGGCCUGGAAUGCAUGAAACUGGGCAGGAGAUUCAACCAGAGCAUGCGAGGGGUCCUUCUGCCCCGAAGCUUGCGGAGCCUGUGCUUUGGCAUGAGCUUCAACCAAAGCAUGCAUGGUGUGACGCUGCCGGGCCAACUGCAACACCUGAAGUUUGGGGAUGAGUUCAACCAGAGCUUGGGGACCCUUCCCCUCAGCCUUCAAGACCUGGCCCUGGGCGCGCAGUUUGCAGGCUGGCAGGACUUCAACUCGCGCGACUUGCAGAGCUUGACGCUCAACGAUCACGCGAUAGGUUUGGACCUGUCUCUCCUCCCGAAGUUGCAGAACUUGAGGUUCGAUGAUGAGUUCAACCAGCCUUUGAACCUAACUCUUCCCAGCUUGCAGAGCUUGACCUUCGGACAUGAGUUCAACCAGAGCCUGCAGGAGGUCGCGUUGCCCAGCAGCCUGCGGAUCCUGAAGUUUGGCUUCAAGUUCAACCAGAGUUUGGAAAAGGUGAGUUUACCUAGCAACUUACAGCACUUGACAUUUGGCGCAAGAUUCAAUCAAAGCUUAGAGGGCGUGGCUUUGCCCAGCAGCUUGGCGUCCUUGUGCUUUGGCUAUGAGUUCAAGCACGGCUUACAGAGGGUCCAUCUGCCGGAGCUGCAGCACCUGGUCCUUGGCGAACGCUUCAACCAGAGUCUGCAUGGCCUGAGUCUGCCCUGCAGCUUGCAGAGCUUGAGAUUUGGGAACUUCUUCAACCAGGAGCUGAUUCCCUUGCCCGACAGCUUGCAGAGCUUGACGUUCGGCCGCGAUUUCAACCAAACCUUGUUGCAUGUCACCUUGCCACCAGGCUUAAAGCACCUGAGCUUUGGAGACGAGUUUAAUCAAACUUUGGGACAUCUGCCCAGUGGAUUGCAGAGCUUGAGCUUCGGCUAUGAGUUCAAUCAACCCCUGGAGACCUUACCAGGUGGCUUGCUGAGCCUGACAUUUGGUGACCGCUUCAGUCGAAACCUGGACCUUACUUUGCCCGACUUGCAGAGGUUGUGCGCUGGCCGGGUCACAGUCAGCGCUGAGGCAGUCGAGCCUUGA